AUGGAUUUGAAAAGCCGUUAUACAAACUAUGAACUGCGACCAUUUUAUGCUGGCAGUGGUGCAGUUGCUUCCGUUUCAGAAGAUGGAAAGCUUCUUGCAACUUCUGUGGUUGAUGAGGUGAUCGUCACAGAGCUAGGCUCUACAAAGCGAGAGUUGCAUAAAAUAGAAAACGGUGACGAGCAGGAAAUCACAGCAUUGCAACUAACUCCCGAUGGUAACUUUUUGGCGUUUAUGUCACAAGCCCAACUUUUGCGGGUUUACGACCUGAAGGCUAAAAAGGUAAUUAGAUCAAUGAAAGUCUCUUCACCAGUCUACGUGAUGGAUUGUGACGCCAGUUCUACGCUAGUGGCACUCGGGGGUACUGAUGGUAGUGUUACCGUAGUAGACAUCGAAAAUGGAUAUGUCACUCAUUCGUUCAAGGGCCAUGGUGGGACCAUUUCCAGCGUCAAAUUCUAUGGCGAACUCAACAGCACUACAUGGAGAUUAGCUUCAGGUGAUACCAAUGGUAUGGUGAAAGUUUGGGACUUGGUGCGCAGAAAUUGUCUUUACACGAUGCAAGAGCAUACAGCCGCCGUGAGAGGACUCGACAUGAGACUGCCCGAAUCAUCUGAAAACAGUACAUUGGAACUGCUGUCAGGGGGAAGAGACGAUAUUAUACACUUGCAUCAACUUGGUCCCGGCAAAAAGGUGAAAUUGAUCAAGUCUAUACCCGUUAAUCAACAAAUUGAAGCUUGUGGCUUCAUCAGAGUGCCUGGGAAUGAGGGUACCAUCUAUACUGCAGGAGGCGACGCGGUGUUUCAAAUAACUUCUUUAGACUCGGGAGCUGUCAUAAGGAAGACAAACAAGCCAAAAGAAGAGCUGUUCAUAAUAGGCGUCCUACCAAUUCUUCAAGGCCUCCAAGCAUAUUUGGUGUUAUCGGACCAGACUUUAUUUUUGGCUGAUCUGGAAGCAUCUUUUGAGAGUUCUGGAGAAAGUAUAGUCAUAAACCAAAAAAUCGCUGGUAAUCAUGGAACUAUUGCCGACAUGAGAUUUGUUGGUCCUGAGUUGGACUUGCUAGCUUUAGCUACAAAUUCUCCGGCUCUCAGAAUUAUUCCCACAGCAGGCUUUUUCUCUCGCCAGAAAAGAGAUGAAAAAGAUGUUGAUGGUAUUCAAGAACAUUCGAAAUCAACAGAUGCGGGCUCAAGUCUGCCACUUGAGGUCGAAAUUUACGAGGGACAUACUGACCUUUUGAAUGCAUUAGAUUCCACGGAAGACGGAAGAUGGCUAGCAACAUGCUCUAAAGACAAUUCCGCCAUGAUAUGGAGAUUCAACUCAAAAUCGGAGAAAUUCGAGCUGUACGCGAAAUUUGUCGGACAUGCAGGUCCGGUAACAGCUGUUGGCUUGCCAAGUGUUAUGCGCAAGGAUUGGCCACUUUUCCUACUAACUGCGUCGAAUGAUCUGACAAUAAAGAAAUGGGCAAUUCCAAAACCUAGUGUCGACGACAAGGCAGUUCACAUCGUAAAAUCAUCCGAGUACACGCGAAGAGCUCACGAAAAAGACAUAAAUGCAUUAUCCAUUUCACCUAACGAUUCUGUUUUUGCUACAGCCUCAUACGACAAAACAUGUAAGAUCUGGGAUGUGGAUACUGGAGAACUGCAAGGCACGUUGGCCAGCCACAAGCGUGGUCUUUGGGAUGUUUCCUUCUGUCAAUAUGAUAAACUAUUGGCGACGGCGUCUGGUGAUAAGACUGUCAAGAUUUGGUCAUUGGAGUCGUUUUCCGUGCAGAAAACGCUUGAGGGACAUACGAACGCAGUUCAAAGAUGUUCAUUUAUCAACAAAAAUAAGCAAGUGGUGACUACUGGUGCGGACGGGCUGAUCAAAAUAUGGGAUCUUUCUACUGGCGAAUGUAUUCGCACCUUGGAUGCCCAUGAUAACAGACUAUGGGCUCUCAGCGUUCUGGAAGAUGGUGAGGAGUUUGCAACGGCCGAUGCUGACGGGGUGUUCCAGUUCUGGAAGGACAAUAGCGAAGAGGAAGCCAAAGAAAAUAUGGAAAACGAGAAAUUGAGAAUUACCCAAGAACAAUCUUUACAAAACUACCUUUCUCAAGGAGAUUGGACAAAUGCAUUUUUGCUGGCAAUGACGCUAGACCAUCCUAUGCGUUUAUAUCGUGUGCUAGACAGCAGUUCACAUGAGCAGGACAAGAAUUCCACUUUUGUCUUUAACGAGGAACUUGACAAAGUCAUUGGCAGUCUUCAAGACGAACAAGUGCUGACGCUUCUGAAACGCAGUAGGGAUUGGAACACAAACGCAUCCACUCAUUCAGUGGCCCAAAAGGUCAUCCGUUGCUUGUUGAUGACCCACAAUAUCGCAGCUCUCAGUGACAUACCGGGCAUUAUGAACAUUAUCGACGCAAUUAUACCAUACACAGAAAGGCACUUCACUCGAGUGGAUGAUCUGGUUGAGCAAAGCUAUAUUUUGGACUAUUCGCUAGUCGAGAUGGAUAAGCUGAUGUGA
Messenger RNA from Lachancea sp. 'fantastica', 2493 nucleotides. Lineage: Eukaryota; Fungi; Ascomycota; Saccharomycetes; Saccharomycetales; Saccharomycetaceae. The record is from the annotation of a GenBank genome assembly.